Penicillium bovifimosum is the source of this 2985-nucleotide messenger RNA. RefSeq names its product isoleucine--tRNA ligase ISM1. The coding region runs from base 1 to 2985 and encodes 994 amino acids. The record is from RefSeq and is a predicted model, not a curated record. Gene Ontology annotation, molecular function: aminoacyl-tRNA deacylase activity; ATP binding; tRNA binding. Gene Ontology annotation, biological process: isoleucyl-tRNA aminoacylation. Gene Ontology annotation, cellular component: cytosol. The transcript has a single exon. Lineage: Eukaryota; Fungi; Ascomycota; Eurotiomycetes; Eurotiales; Aspergillaceae.
AUGUCCGAACUGGCGCGGUCAAUCCCCCGCUCCUGGACCUCAACACUGAAACUUCCGAAAUCCACUUUCCCUCCGCGAGUAUCGGCCGGCGAUCGGACGAAAUACCUCAAACGAUGCACCGAUGAUCUCUACGCCUGGCAACGCCGCGAAAGGCCCGCCGACCAACCGUUUGUCCUUCACGAUGGCCCACCAUACGCCAAUGGCGAUCUGCAUGUCGGACAUGCUCUGAACAAAAUCUUGAAAGAUAUCAUCUGUCGCGUACAAUUGGGUCGUGGGAAGAGGGUGCGGUACGUGCCAGGCUGGGACUGCCAUGGACUGCCGAUUGAACUCAAGGCGCUCCAAGGUCUGCGCGAGGCAGACAUGGCGGAUGGGUCGGUCAGCGCGGCAGUCAUUCGCAAAUCUGCGCGGCAAUUGGCUCGACAGACAGUGAAGGAACAGAUGAAGGGAUUCCGGGGCUUUGCGGUCAUGGCUGAUUGGGAGAACCAUUGGAAGACAAUGGACAAACAAUUCGAGAUGCGACAAUUAGGUAUAUUCCGGGAAAUGGUAGACCGAGGCCUCAUUUACCGGAAGUUCAAGCCCGUCUACUGGUCACCUUCAACGGGUACGGCUUUGGCGGAAGCGGAAUUGGAAUACAAGGAUGACCAUAUCUCGACGGCUGCCCUGGUCAAGUUCCCCCUUGUCGAUAUCCCCGCCGAACUGUCUGGAAAUCCUCUUCUCCACGGAAAUGAUGUUAGUGCUGUGAUCUGGACCACUACCCCGUGGACACUACCUGCCAAUGCUGCUAUUGCCGUCAGCGAGUCUUUGGAAUACACUGUCGUUCUGUCGGAAAAGCAUGGCUAUCUUCUCAUCGCUCAAUCCCGGUUCGAAUAUCUUCAGACUAUGCUCAAAGAAGAACUGUCUGUCAUUGUGCCGUCUAUUAUGGGAUCCACGCUGGCAGAGAAAACUACGUAUCGACCCCUGUUCAAAGGACCUGAAGCUCAAGCGCAGCCCAUCUUCGCUGCAUCCUUCGUUACUGCUGAUUCUGGCUCUGGUAUGGUUCACUGCGCGCCUGGGCACGGAAUGGAUGAUUAUGAAGCGUGUCUUGCGCGUGGUAUUCCAGUGUACGCCCCCGUCAAUGACGAGGGCAAGUUCACCGAGAAAGCUAUGCCCCUCGAUCCUACACGACUAACCGGAAAGUCUGUCUUGGACGAAGGUAACACCGCAGUAUUGGAAUGGGUCGAAUCAUGUGGCCAGUUGCUUGCCCAGCACAAGUACGAGCACAAGUACCCUUACGACUGGCGCUCAAAGCUUCCGAUCAUUGUUCGGGCUACCGAGCAGUGGUUUGCCGAUGUGGCCGACAUUCGCAGCAGUGCUCUUCGAGCUCUGGAAGAUGUCCGUUUCGUUCCUGAGACUGGGAAGCACCGACUGGAAAACUUCGUGAAGAAUCGCAGUGAAUGGUGUAUCUCGCGCCAACGUGCGUGGGGUGUUCCCAUUCCUGCCAUCUAUCAUCGGACCACUGGAGAGGCUGUCUUGACCAAAGAUAGUGUCUCGCACAUCAUGGCUACAAUCGAAGAGCGGGGCAUUGACGCCUGGUGGACCGACAGUGCAGAUGAUGCGGCAUGGAUUCCUCCCUCGUUACGGGACGAACCCGGAGCGGGAUACCGUCGCGGAACGGACACUAUGGAUGUCUGGUUCGACAGUGGUACCAGCUGGGCGGAGAUUGAUGUGCCCCUCGAAGGACGUAGUCAUCCAGCCGACGUGUAUCUGGAAGGUACCGAUCAGCACCGUGGUUGGUUCCAGUCUGGGCUUCUCACGUAUAUCUCGCAUCAACUUGGCUCAGGUGAAUCCACAACGCCUCGUGCUCCAUUCAAGAACCUUAUCACUCACGGCUUCACUCUGGAUGAAGACGGGCGGAAGAUGAGCAAGUCCAUUGGCAAUGUAAUCCACCCGCAGACUAUCAUGGAUGGCACAUUGCUGCCUCCUCUCAAACCUCGCAAAGGCAAAGGGAGGAAGCAACCCGAAACCCAGGGACCUGUGUACGACGCUCUUGGCCCCGAUGCGCUCCGCCUGUGGGCGGCAAGCAGUGACUACACGCGCGACGUGGUGAUCGGAAAGCAGGUGCUCCAGACCGUGAACACCAGUCUCCACAAGUUCCGUGUCACCUUCAAGUUGCUGCUAGGUGCCCUUGCCGAUUUCCAUCCAGAGAACGUGGUUCCGUACGAGCAGCUGCAGCUAGUCGAUCGAAUUGCAUUGAAGCAUCUCUCGGACAUGGUGCUCACAUCGCAAAAGGCAUGUGACAAUUUUGAAUUUUACAAGGCUGUGAAUACAAUGAACCGGUGGGCCAAUCUCGAGUUUUCUGCUUUCUAUAUGGAGGCGAUCAAGGAUCGGCUCUACACACUUGGUGAGAACAGCACGAGUCGCCGGGCUGCACAGACAACCUUGUUCUACGUCUACCGCUAUCUCCAAGAAGUGCUGGCUCCCAUCACCCCAGUGCUUGUGGAAGAAACCUGGGAACAUACCCCGGAAUCCAUCCGCUCUAGUUCUGAGCACCCCCUGCAGCGCCUUGGUUCCACCCCUCCACAGGAGUGGCAAGAUUCAUCCCUGGACACGAGCUACCAGGAGCUGACUGUGGUCCACUCUACUAUCAAAACUUUGCAGGAACAGGCCCGCAGUAAAAAGCAGCUUGGCUCCUCUCUGCAAUCCUUCGUCCAUAUUGUCCUGCCUGGCAGCUCCGGUUUGUUCCAACAAUAUCUAUCCGAACUCCCCGAUCUCUUUGUUGUGUCUUCUAUCACCCUGGCCUCCCAUGGUGAUCCUAUACCCUCUGAGAUCAACAGUGCCGAAUGGCAGUACGAGGAAACCUUUGGAAUUGGUAGCCAGCAAGGUAAGGUGUACGUAUAUGCACCACAGGCCUCCAAAUGCCCACGGUGCUGGCGGUACGCCAUUCCAGAGCCAGUGGCAACUGAAGAUGCAAUCUGCGAUCGAUGUGAUACAGUGGUGAAUGCCUAG